This is a messenger RNA of Protopterus annectens (West African lungfish), 5154 nucleotides long. It is a transcript of the gene ADAMTS14, whose product is annotated as ADAM metallopeptidase with thrombospondin type 1 motif 14. Gene Ontology annotation, cellular component: extracellular matrix. Bases 332 to 4084 code for a protein of 1250 amino acids. NCBI's taxonomy places the organism in Eukaryota, Metazoa, Chordata, Ceratodontiformes, Protopteridae. Gene Ontology annotation, molecular function: metalloendopeptidase activity. The record is from RefSeq and is a predicted model, not a curated record. Gene Ontology annotation, biological process: proteolysis; extracellular matrix organization. The transcript has 23 exons.
AGGGAGAGAGAGAAAAAAUUUGCAUGUCUCUCAUUUCAGUGAUUUGGCCUCCUGGAAUUUUUUUCUCUUUCUCUCUCUUGUAAAUGGAUGGUGUUUGUCCUAGUUUAUGUAUAGCUGAAGAAGUGAAGGGGACUGCUGAAGCCCUGCAAAUUACUCACUCUUCAUUCAGGAGGGGAAUAUGCUAAAAGCCUCUAAGCUGCCCUGCAGCUCAGUUUCUGCUGUUGCUUUAAAAGACCGGUAAGGUAGUUCUGGAGAAGAGAAGGGAACGCCAGCAUUUCAACUUGUGAGUGAUCUGAAAGUUUAUUUUAUUUCCUGGAAGCAUUAUUUUGCAAUGGAUUAUAGAUGCUCAGCAUUUUGGUUUCUUAUUUUACCACUGUUUAAUCUGUGCCUUUCCACACUACAAUUUGAAGACUUGCUGUCUUCAAGGUUGUCAGAGUACAGUGUGACCAUGCCCUUCAGCUCUGAUGCCCAGGGUCGUUAUGUUUCCCAUCGUCUAUCUACUGUAAGGAAUACGAGAAACAACAAGUCACAGCAUGGAAGGAGGAGGGUCACUCGUGGUGUGCAAGAUCCUGGCGCAUUCUCCUCAGAGUUUCGGGAUGAGCAGCUUUUUUUCAAUGUGACAGUUUUUGGGAGGGAUCUGCAUCUGCGACUCAGGAUGAACCAGAAUUUGGUUGCUCCUUACACCACUUUAGAGUGGCAGGAAGACUUCUCUGUACUUUCCAAGGAAAAGAUGCCUGUCGACUGCACAUUUAUUGGGGAUAUUACUGACAUGCCAGGGACUACAGUGGCCAUCAGCAACUGUGAUGGAUUGGCUGGGCUUAUUCGUACGGACAGUGGUGAAUUCUUCAUUGAACCAUUAAAGAAAGGUCAGCAGGAGAAUGAAGAGGAAGGAAGGCCUCAUGUGGUUUAUCGCAGGGCUGCUCGCAGAAAGGACGUGUCAGCAACACACGAUAGUCUCAAUAAUGAAGUUGCAGAUUUUGGGCUGGGUGAGCUGCCAAACUCAUUGAAUAUACUUGAAAGGACACUUGGUGAGCCAGACAGAAAACGAAGGCAUGCUGGGAAAGAUGAUUACAACAUUGAAGUCCUACUGGCAGUGGAUGACUCAGUGAUCCGUUUCCACGGAAAAGAACAUGUGCAAAACUAUGUUCUCACAUUGAUGAACAUUGUGGAUGAAAUUUAUCAUGACGAGUCAUUGGGAACACACAUAAACAUUGUCCUUGUCAGAAUAAUCAUGGUUGGAUACCGGCAGUCUGUCAGUUUGAUCGAGCAAGGGAACCCUUCGCGGAGCCUGGAGCAGGUGUGCAGAUGGGCCCACUCCCAGCAGCGCACUGACCUGGACCACGCCGAGCAUCAUGACCAUGCCAUUUUCCUAACAAGGCAAGACUUUGGUCCUGCAGGUAUGCAAGGCUAUGCACCUGUCACAGGCAUGUGUCACCCUCUUCGAAGCUGCACCCUCAAUCAUGAAGAUGGUUUUUCAUCUGCAUUUGUGGUAGCACAUGAGACUGGACAUGUGUUAGGUAUGGAACAUGAUGGACAGGGGAAUCGCUGUGCUGAUGAAACCACCAUGGGAAGCAUCAUGGCACCUUUAGUACAAGCAGCUUUUCAUCGAUACCACUGGUCGCGAUGCAGCAAACAGGAGCUCAACCGAUAUAUACACUCCUAUGAUUGCCUGUUAGAUGACCCUUUUCAACAGUCAUGGCCCAAGCUCCCAGAACUCCCUGGAAUCAACUACUCCAUGGAUGAACAGUGCCGCUUUGAUUUUGGAGUGGGAUAUAAAAUGUGCACAGCUUUCCGUACCUUCGAUCCCUGUAAGCAGCUAUGGUGCAGUCAUCCAGACAAUCCUUAUUUUUGCAAAACCAAGAAGGGACCACCACUCGAUGGGACAGAGUGUGCUGCAGGAAAGUGGUGUUUUAAAGGUCAUUGUAUUUGGAAGACCACAGAUCAGCCAUAUUCACAAGAUGGAAACUGGGGACCCUGGUCUAAAUUUGGCUCAUGCUCCCGGACCUGUGGAGGUGGCGUACGUUCACGCAGUCGACAGUGUACCAAUCCUUCUCCUGCAUAUGGUGGCCGUGACUGUCAAGGGGUUAGCUAUGAUUACCAAAUGUGCAAUUCAGAAGACUGCCCAGGCCCAUAUGAGGACUUCCGAGCUCAGCAGUGUACAAAUCGCAACUCAUAUUACACCUACCAGAGUAAAAAGCACACCUGGCUUACAUAUGAACACCCAAAUGAUGCACAUAAAUGUGAACUGAUCUGCCAGUCCAAGGAAACAGGAGAUGUGGUUUUUAUGAAUCAGGUUGUCCACGAUGGCACCAGGUGUAGCUACAAAGAUCCCUAUAGUGUCUGUGCCCGAGGUGAAUGUCUGUAUAUGGGAUGUGACAAAGAAAUUGGAUCACUGAAACAGGAAGAUAAAUGCGGUGUGUGCGGUGGAGAUAAUUCACACUGUCGAACGGUGAAAGGAACAUUAGUCAAGUCUCCAAAACGAACAGCUGGCAUGAUAAAAAUGUUCGAGAUCCCAGCCGGUGCAAGGAGUGUCCAAACAGAAGAAACUGAACCUUCACCUCAUCUUAUCGCUAUCAAAAAUCAAGCAACCAAUAUUUUUAUACUGAAUGCCAAAGGUGAAGAAUCAAAAGCCAAGAAUUUCAUUGAACUGGGCCUAGAGUGGGAAUACAGCAUUGAAGGUGGUAAAGAGAUCUUGAAAACCACUGGACCUUUACAUGAAACCAUUGCUGUUUGGGUUGUUCCACGAGAUGAUGAGUCCAAAAGUAACCUGGUGUACAGGUAUAUAAUUCAUGAAGAUCAGCUGCCUGUUAUUAGCAACAACAACGUCCUUCUAGAAGAGACUGACUCAUAUGAGUGGGCCUUAAAAAGCUGGUCGCAGUGCUCCAAAAUCUGCGGGGGAGGUAUACAAUUCACUAAAUAUGGCUGCAGGAGAAAAAGCAAUAACAAAAUGAUCCACAGGAAUUUCUGUGAUGGCAGCAAGAAACCCAAACCAAUCCGGAGACGAUGUAACCUACAGGAAUGCUCCCAGGCAGUUUGGAAUACAGAUGAGUGGGGAGCCUGCAGCAAGACAUGUGGGAAGUUAGGGGUACAGACCCGAGUGGUACAGUGUGCCCAACAGCUUCAGAAUGGUACAAGGCAAGCAGUCCCUGCAAAGUACUGUGGUGGGGACCGACCAGAGGCUCGAAGACCCUGCAACCGCUCCCCAUGCCCACUGCAAUGGAGAACUGGGGCUUGGUCACAGUGUUCCGUAAGCUGCGGAGAAGGAGUCCAGCAGAGGCAGGUUGCAUGUAAAGGCACAGACAGCAGCAUCCCACAAUGUGAAGGCCCAAAACCUGAAACUAAGCAGGCCUGCUCAGUGCCAUCAUGUCCAGGAAAAUCUUCAAUUACCACCACAAACUCAGCCGUUCUUGAACAGGUAACCCCCAAAGUACACUGGAUAUCCAACAAAGUUCCAAGCAUUCCAGUCAACAAAGUAUCCUCAAGAGAGGCGUGCUUAGGAGAUAAGUCGAUUUUCUGUCAGAUGGAGGUUCUAGCUCGCUAUUGUUCAAUUCCUGGCUACAAUAAACUCUGCUGUGAAUCUUGCAACAAGAAGUUAACUGCUGUCACUACUUCACCACCUGCCUACCAUCAAGUGGAUUCUGAUGAAGUACGUUUAAAAGGCAUAUUUCAACCCAGUCCUGCUCCAGAAAUGCACUUCUACCCCACUGUCCAAAGCAAGCGUCAGGUUGCCAAGGAAGCCACGCUAAUGAAGAAUGUUAACUCACUCACUGUCCAUGGCUUAGAUCCCAGUUCUCAGGCCUUUGUUUCCCACACUACUUCUUUGGCUGUCUCUACAAACAGGUCUCAGAAUAUCUCCAUCAGUCAGCAAAGCUCACCAAGUCUACCUCCUGACCACCAGACACUGGAACAAAGCACCUAUUCAUCUCUGGAACCAGACCCAGUUCUGCAGCUAGUUUCAGAAAACUGGAAUACUACUUCAGCUACCAGCCCAGGAAAGGGCACAACUUCAGACACUAUAGCCACAACAAGGUCCAUCAGUAACAAAACUGAUUUACCUCACAGAACCUCGCCAUUCACAACAUGAAGACACGCUAAUAAAAAGCACAUGUUUAUAGCUGCAAAAUGUUGAGCAGGUUUUUAAUAAGACAUCUACCAGUUCCAUAAAGACAAACAUGUCUUAAUUUUUGAAAACAUUGUUUGACUUUAUGGCACUUUUGGAAAACAAAAUAAAAUAAAAUAAAAAUCUAGUAAAGGCUGAGUCUGAGCUGUAAAGUUGUAAAGUGACUUCAUCAAAAUCUGCAACACAUUGUACCUCUCAGCUCAGAUUCAGAAAACAUGCUUUCAUGGAAACACUGUAAGCAAAAAAAAAAAAAAAAAAAAAAACAUGGAUUUAAUACAAAAUAUUUCAGUUAAUCACCUAAAUUCAUCUAACUAGUGGUGCUGUAUUUAUUUAGUUUAAGGAUCACUGAAAAACUCUACUGGACAAACUGGUGGAAAAAAAUGUUCUCCUUCCAAAAGGAGGUUUAAUCUAAUGGGCAUCAUACGGCCAUGUGCUGUGCACGUGAACAGUGUGGGCUACACAAGUGAACAGUGAGCAAGCCACAGCAGCAUGUAAUAGGCCAUUCAGUUACUUAAACCACUGUCUCGUGGUAGGGAAGGGAAGCCACGUUUCAAGUGCUACACCUUCAGCUGGAUUUUAAGAUGUUUUAUGGGGGUAAAUCCUUUAUAAACCAAAUCCAGCUGUUCUCUGUCUUAAGCAAUUAUUGACAGAAACCUCAUAAUAAAGUAACAUUUGUUUUCUGAAAAGAGAAUCCCUUUGCCAUGCAAUGUAGUGGUGAUAAUUGUGGCUAGAGAUCUCAUGUUAUUCUUUGCUAAUAUUGAUAUAAUUCUAAAAUACAUAACUGCAAAUUAAUACUGAUUACUGCAAGCUGUUUGUAAUUUGUAACCCCAAAUUAAGUACUACAAGGUUCGCCAUAAACAAAGAACUAGGCUAGAGAGAUAUGUGGCCUUUAAAAAAGAUAUCUAUGUUCACUUGAAUGCUGUUUCAUUCCUUUUUUUUAUUUAGUCAGCUGUUCUGGUUUGUAUAGUUUUUUGUACAUAACGUGAAUAAGAGCUUUUAAUUUUAAUAUUUAUUAAAAAAAAGUUUGAAACUAU